Westerdykella ornata is the source of this 12472-nucleotide messenger RNA. RefSeq lists its product as uncharacterized. Gene Ontology annotation, molecular function: phosphopantetheine binding; fatty acid synthase activity; 3-oxoacyl-[acyl-carrier-protein] synthase activity. Bases 1 to 12036 code for a protein of 4011 amino acids. The transcript is spliced from 4 exons. The record is from RefSeq and is a predicted model, not a curated record. Gene Ontology annotation, biological process: fatty acid biosynthetic process; secondary metabolite biosynthetic process. Lineage: Eukaryota; Fungi; Ascomycota; Dothideomycetes; Pleosporales; Sporormiaceae.
AUGGUCUCCCGCCGUAACGAACCCAUCGCCAUCGUUGGCACUGGCUGCCGCUUCCCCGGAGGCGCCUCGUCCCCUUCCGCCUUGUGGAAACUGCUCGAGAAGCCUCGCGACGUCUGCAGCGAGAUCCCCUCCUCCCGCUUCUCCACCACGGGCUUCUAUCACCCGGAUGGCUCGCAUCACGGCACUACCAACGUACGCAAUGCCUACCUCCUGCAGCAGGACAAUCGCGUCUUCGAUGCGGGCUUCUUCAACAUUAGUCCCGCCGAGGCCGACUCCAUUGAUCCUCAACAACGCCUCCUUAUGGAAACGGUGUAUGAAGCUCUAGAGGCUGGUGGGCACACUAUUGAAAAUCUUAAGGGGUCCGACACUGCUGUCUACGUCGGUACCAUGGGUGUAGACUACAACGACACCCUCCUCCGGGAUGUGAACUCACUGCCGACUUACUUCGCCACUGGCACCAAUCGAGCCAUCAUCUCCAACCGUCUGUCCUACUUCUUCGACUGGCACGGCCCGAGCAUGACCAUCGACACGGCAUGCUCUUCCAGCUUGAUCGCUGUUCACCAGGGCGUGCAGGCCCUGCGUGCUGGCGAGUCUCGCGUCGCCGUUGCCUGCGGUACAAACGUCAUCCUGAACCCGGAUGCCUUCGUCUUCGAAAGCAAGAUGAAAAUGUUGUCUCCCACGGGCCGCUCCCGCAUGUGGGAUGCCGACGCUGACGGCUACGCUCGUGGCGAAGGUAUUGCCGCCAUCAUCAUGAAGAGACUGAGUGAUGCAAUUGCCGAUGGCGAUCACAUUGAGUGUUUAAUCCGUGAGACAGGCGCGAACCAGGACGGCCAUAGCAGCGGGCUCACGGUCCCCAGUUCUGAGGCUCAGACCGCUUUGAUCCGCCAGACCUAUGCCAAAGCUGGCUUGGACUUCGAGAACAACCCUAACGAUCGCCCGCAGUUUUUCGAGGCGCACGGGACGGGAACCAAGGCUGGCGACCCCAAGGAGGCGGGUGCCAUCUACGAGUGCUUCGGCAAGCACUUGACGGAUAGCAAGCCCUUGUACGUCGGAUCAGUUAAGACUGUGAUUGGCCACACCGAAGGUGCGGCUGGUUUGGCCGGUCUGCUCAAGGCGUCUGGGAUUAUUCAGAAGGGCAUCGUUCCUCCAAACAUGCUCUUCAACACCCUGAAUCCUGCCAUUGAGAAGUUCUACCACGGAAUCCGCGUUCCUACCACUCUUCAGCCUUGGCCGCAGCUGCCGGAGGGCGUUCCUCGUCGUGUUAGCGUCAACAGCUUUGGCUUCGGUGGCGCCAAUGCCCACGCUAUCAUUGAACAGUACAUGGAUGCCGACAAGCAAAAGUCACUCUGUGCCCGGCCGGCCAGCACCCCCUUCGUCUUCUCCGCCACUUCGGAGGCCUCCCUGACCGCCCAGUUGAAGGCCUACUCCGAUUUCCUCAAGACUAACAACGACAUCAGCCCCUCCGACUUGUCCUGGACCCUGCAAGCCCGCAGAAGCCAGCUCCAAAUCCGGGCUUCUUUUUCUGCGCCCACGAUCGAGGAGUUGGUGAGCAAGAUUGACGGCAAGCUUGAUGGCGUGAAGCAGAAUGCAAAGUCCACCAUUGGCACCAGGUCCGACUUCAAGGACGCUUCGCCCCGCAUCCUCGGUGUCUUCACCGGCCAGGGUGCUCAAUGGGCCGCAAUGGGUGCCCAACUCAUCAGGUCCUCUGAAUUUGUGCAGAAGAUUGUCCAGGAUCUCGAGGGCUCUCUCAGCUCCCUGCCAGAGUCGGAUCGUCCUCAGUGGAGCCUCAAGGAGGAGAUGCUUGCCGGCGCCGACACCUCUCGCAUCGCAGAGGCCGCACUGUCACAGCCUCUAUGCACGGCCGUGCAGGUCAUCCUAGUUGAUUUGCUCCGGGAAGCUGGCAUCACCUUCGCCGCCGUUGUCGGGCACUCUUCCGGAGAGAUCGGUGCCGCCUACGCUGCUGGUUUCCUUUCUGCUAGCGACGCCAUUCGUGUUGCUUACUACCGAGGUGUGUACGCUCGCCUUGCAGGCAAUAGCGCCACUGGCCAGAAGGGUGCCAUGAUGGCAGUGGGAACGUCCUGGGAAGAUGCGGAAGAGCUCGUCAAUCUCCGUGCUUUCAAGGGCAAGCUCGCCAUUGCCGCUCACAACUCCCCAGCUAGCGUCACUCUCUCGGGAGAUGAAAACGCCGUCGCCCACGGAAAGCGAGUCUUCGAUGAGGAGAAGAAGUUUGCCAGACUGCUCAAGGUCGACACCGCCUACCACUCGCACCAUAUGCUGCCCUGUGGUGACCCGUACAUUGAGGCUAUGAAGGGAUGCGGUGUUAAGGUUAAUCCUGAAGGCGGCCGCGACUGCUCCUGGUUCUCCAGUGUGGUUCCAUCAGAGAACCCCAUGGGGCCGACUGAGGAGUUGCAGCAUGUCUACUGGAGAGACAACAUGACCAAUGCCGUGCUCUUCACCGAGGCCAUUAAGAACGCCAUCGCGAGCGAUCCUUCACUGUGCUUUGCUAUCGAAGUUGGGCCUCAUCCGGCGCUCAAAGGCCCCGUCACUCAGACGAUGGCUGAUGUUUUGCCCACUCCUCUCCCGUACACCGGCGUGCUCAGCCGCGGAGGCGACGACAUCCAGGCUUUUUCUGAGGCCCUCGGGUUCAUCUGGACUCAUCUGGGCGCCGCAAAUGUCGACUUCAAUUCCUACCGCAAGGCCAUCUCUUCCAGCGCCGAAACCCCCAAGCUGGUUACCGGGCUGCCCUCUUAUCAAUGGAAUCACGGAAGGGUUCACUGGCACGAGUCGCGUCUGUCUCGCAAGAACCGCACCCGAAAGCAGCCCUUCAAUGAACUCCUCGGCGUUCAAUGCCCAGACUCUACGGCUCGCGAUAUGCGGUGGUCGAACGUGCUCAAGCUCUCCGAGAUCUCGUGGCUCGAUGGGCAUCAGCUUCAGGGUCAAACCGUUUUCCCUGCGGCUGGUUACUGCGCAAUGGCGAUGGAAGCAGCGAGAACGUGGGCGGGUGAACGGCCUGUAAAGAUGUUCGAGAUUGAGAACCUGGAGAUCCCGAAGGCCAUUACUUUCGAGGAAGACGCCAAUGCCGCUGUUGAGACUCUUGUCACUCUGUCAAGCAUCUCCAUGCCCACUGGACAACCGUCCUUUGACGGCACCAUGACGGCCACGGCAGAGUUCGUCUGCUAUUCCUGUCCUGCGAUGGGAACAGAGCAGGAUAUGGAUCUCAUGGCGAAGGCCACCGUCAAAAUUGUCUGCGGCAAUCCCUCCACUGAUGCGCUCCUUUCCUCCCCGCUUGAGGACUACAACUUCAACCCUGUUGACACUGACGUCUUCUACACCACCCUCCUCGACCUGGGCUACGGCUACCAGAACAACUUCCGUGGGAUGCACACACUGAAGCGUCGUCUCAACCAAGCAACUGGUCUCAUCACUACUUACCCCUAUGCCGACUCCGAUCCGACCGUCUACCUCGUCCAUCCUACUCAGCUUGACGUCGCGUUUCAGGCCUCCUUCCUCGCCUUCUCCGCGCCAGGAGACAACCGCCUCUGGUCCCUGCACGUCCCGACUGCCAUCCGCAGCAUCCGUGUCAACCCAGAGAUCUGCCUCUCUAUCCCCCUCUCCGGCGCCGACGUCCCCAUCUCCGCCGUCCUGAGCGAAGGUGACGAGUUCCGCGCCAGCAUAGACGUCUUCGGCCCUCAAGGCGGCCACCAGGCCAUGGUCCAGAUCGAGGACCUGAUGAUCAAGCCUUUCGCUCCUGCCACUGCUGCAGACGACCAUAUCCUCUAUUCGUCCACGAAGCUGGAUGUCGCUCAACCGGACGGCACUUCCUGCGUCAAGGGCGUCAAACCUACCGCGGCCGAAGUCGAACUUGCGACCGUGUGUGAGCGCCUGUCCUACUACUACCUGCGCAGCUGGAAGGCCGAACUGAGUGAGGACGACUGGGCCAAUGGCCAAGAACACCACGCUUCGCUUCGUGACUAUAUGAACCAUGUCCUUGACGGUGUCGCUCGCGGAUCUGCCUAUCCCUUCAUCAAGAAGUCAUGGGCUUCAGACACGGCUGAGGAUAUCAAGGCUUUGAUCGAGAAGCACCGCGAGGCCAUAGACGUCAGGCUAUUGUCCGCCGUUGGUGAGAAUAUCCCCGCCUCCGUGCGUGGCGAGACCACCAUCCUAGAACACAUGAUUGCAGACAAUAUGCUGGACGACUUCUACAAAUUGGGUCUUGGAUUCGCGAGAUAUAAUGGCUUCCUGGCCGAGAUGAUAAAGCAGAUGAGCCACCGAUAUCCGCAUUCUAAUAUCAUUGAAGUUGGUGCGGGUACUGGCGGCGCCACCAAGUCAAUCCUCGCCAAUAUGGGCAACACGAUGUCAUCUUACACGUACACCGACGUCUCACCGGGUUUCUUCGAGAAGGCUGCGGAGAUGUUCAAGCCUCACAGCUACAGCAACAAGAUGACCUACAAGGUUCUCGACAUCGAAAAGGCGCCAUCUGCUCAGGGGUACAAACCGCAUGCUUACGACAUAGUCGUCGCGUCCAAUGUCUUGCACGCCACUGCGUCCAUGCAAAAGACGCUCGAGCAUGUCCGUCAGUUGCUCAAGCCAGGAGGCUACUUGAUGCUGCUCGAAGUCACCGACCACGGCCCCGCCCGCAGCGGUCUCAUCAUGGGUGGUCUGGCUGGAUGGUGGGUCGGCAAGAACGACGGCCGUAGGUAUUCGCCUACCAUUACACCUGGAGAGUGGCACAGUGCGCUCCGCAAGGCUGGCUUCUCGGGCGUCGAUGCUGUUACCCCCAAGAUUAACGUCCUGCCAUGGCCCUUCUCCAUCAUCGCCGCUCAGGCCGUUGAUGACCGCGUGCAGUUCCUGCGUCGCCCACUCACCAACUCUUCCUCCGCACAGUCCAUCAGCAUCCCCAGCCUUGUGAUACUGGGAUCCGAAGGUCUUCAGACCGCGCAGAUUGCGGAGGAGGUAUCUGAGCUCCUGGAACGAUACUGCGACCAGAUUACUGUCCUCAGCGGCUUACCCACCGAGGAGGAGGCGGCCAUGAUCGACCCUACGAGCACCAUCAUCAAUCUCGUCGACAUCGAAACGCCCAUCUUCAAAGAUAUGAAUGACGAGCGCAUGGAUGGCCUUAGGCGCGUCUACGCAGUUGCCAGGAGCAUCGUCUGGGUCACUGUCAGCGCCAUGGUCAACCAGCCCUACCAUUUCGCCUCCAUCGCUUUCAACCGCGCCAUUGCUCACGAAGAAGGCCACAUCAGCAUGAACCACUUCGACGUUUCGGAGAUCGAUGACAACACGUCCAAGGCCAUCGCUGAGCACGUUCUCCGCCAAUGCGCUCUGGAUGAGUUGGAGACCACGGCUACCAGCCGCCAGCCGCUACUGUGGUCCAGGGAACCUGAGGUGUUCCUGGAGAAGGGCGUCCUGAAGAUUCCCCGCGUCAUCAGCCACAUCGACCAGAAUGCACGCCUGAACUCCUCCAGGCGCAUCAUCACCAAGACGGUACCGGCCUCUGCCCCCAGCACUUCGAUUGUCUGGGGCGAGGACUUCAAGCCGUCCCUGGUGGAGGACUUGCUCCCCACGACAGGCACCAACGGCCAGAGCGCAGUAACGGUUGCUUAUUCCAGCCUGACAGCCCUUCAGGUUGCGCGCAAUGCGUUCUUGUACCUCUGCACUGGCAAGGACGGUGUGACUGGCGAACGGGUCAUUGCUCUCUCCGAAUUGAACUCCCGCGAGGCACUGCCCAUUGCUGUGGCGAAGACGAACUCUCCCGCCCCGGGAUCCCUCAUCUCCGUGGCGAGCGAGCUUCUUGCCUCAUCUCUCAUCUCCGCCUUGUCUUCCAACAGCUCGCUCCUUGUCCACUGCUCCGGCAGAGAGCGCUUCCUCGCUUCCGCUCUUCAACGGAAGGCCGCAGACAACUCCGUCAAGGUCACAUUUUCAUACGACGCUGGCCACUCCGAGAAUGUGCACGAUGCGACUUGGAUCGGCCUGCAUGCUCACACUCCCCGCCACGCGCUUCGCAAGCAACUCAAGGCUGACAAGAUCACGCAUUUUCUCGAUUUGACCGAGGCUGGACCUCUGAGCGUCAAUAUUGCGCAAGUGCUCUCGCCUGAGCACACUCGCAUCCAACCUUUCGAUGUCUUCAGGCGCCAGGCUUCUCUGCCCGCCUCCUAUGAUGCGGAUAGUCUGACUCAACUUCUUCAGGAAGCGGUUGCUACUGUCGAGAAGACUUCAACACCCGAAGAAGAUGUCCACGACAUUGUCGUUCCUCUGGAACAGCUUGGCUCGGCCUCGAGCUUCAGGCCUUCCAUCGUUGCUGAGUGGUCCACUGAGAACCCGCUCCAGGUCCAGGUCCGCGCUCUCAAGCCCGAACGGCUCUUUGCCCGAAAUAAGACCUACCUCCUCGUCGGUCUUACUGGACAGAUAGGCCAAUCACUCGCGGAAUGGAUGGUCAAGAACGGCGCCGGCUGCGUGUGUCUGACAUCCCGCAACCCCAAGGUUGACCAGCGAUGGUUGGACUCCUUCAAGGGCUCCGGAGGGGAAGUUAAGACGUACGCGAUGGAUAUUAUGAACAGCUCCGACCUCGAAAGAGUUGUCAAGGAUAUCCGAGCCACCUGCCCGCCCAUUGCGGGUAUCGCCAACGGAGCCAUGGUGCUCAACGACGCGCUCUUCUCCAAGAUGUCGGCGGAAGCCAUGAACAAGGUCUUGGGACCUAAGAUCAUCGGAACCAACAACCUCGACCAACUUUUCCACGAAGACAAGCUGGACUUCUUCAUCCUCUUCUCUUCCAGUGCAUGCGUUGUGGGGAAUUCUGGACAAGCAAACUAUGCCGCAGCCAACGGCUACCUGAACUCUCUCGCCAGGCAGAGGCGUCGUCGCGGCCUCGCUGCUUCCACUCUUGAUAUCGGUCGUGUCGUCGGUAUCGGAUACGUCGAGACAGCAGGCCAAGCUGUCGUCGACCAGCUCACGCGUUUCGGUCUGACAGCCCUCUCCGAGACGGAGAUCCACCACAUGUUUACCGAAUCUAUCCAAGCAGGCUUCUCUCGUCCGGAGGAUAGGAAACAGAUUCCGGACGCGGUGGUCACGACAGGUAUUCUUACCGUCCGGGAGGACACGGACGCACGAGGCCCAUGGCUCGAGAAUCCUCGCUUCUCGCACUGCAUCGUUGAGGAUGGUGCCGCGGAUGCUGGCGCAGGGCAGGAUAGCAAGAAGAAUUCGCUGCCAGUCACGGAGCAGCUUGCUAGCGCCCCGAAUAAGGAGGCUGCACUUCAAAUCAUCGAGGAAUGCUUCAUUGCCAAACUGCGGGUCAUCCUGCAGCUGGCUGACCAGGAGAUUGACUCCAGUGCUCCUCUGGUUGAGCUUGGACUUGACUCCUUGGUCGCUGUGGAGGUUCGCUCAUGGUUCCUCAAGGAACUCAAGGUGGACAUUCCCGUCCUCAAGGUGGUUGGUGGCGCGUCCGUCACCGAUCUUUGCCAACGUGCCCUGGACAAGCUGCCGGAGGACCUCCUUGCCCACAUUGGAACCAAAGAAGCACCUGCGAAGCCUGCUGCGAAGGAGCCAGCGGCACACAAGGCCCUCCAUCUCCCCGCUCAACGACCGACUGUGCUUUCUCGGACGCCUUCAGCGUACAGCACCGCGCCGGCAAGCGAAGAAGGAUCCUCCACCCCCAGCCGUGCAGGAGACAUGUCCACGCAGCCAUCCUCACGCGCGGAUACACCGGACAAUCUCUCAGAGAAGGGUAAACCAACCGCCACCUUUUCGUCACCUGAGCUGACGAUAUCGAAGCCUUUAAACUUUCUGAAAACUGAGCGGCUGUCCUUCGGGCAGUCACGGUUCUGGUUCCUGCGCCAACUCCUCCAGGACCAGACCACCUUCAACGUGGCGUUCUACUACCAGGUCUCCGGAAAUCUGCGCAUCAACAGCCUGGAGAGAGCGCUGCGUGCCGUGGCUGCCAGACACGAGGCACUCCGCACGUGCUUCGUCGCCGAUGACACCGAAGCGGAUCAAGCGUACCAAAAGGUCAUGGCCACUUCGGCGCUUCGCCUCGAACAAAAGUUGAUCAACGGGAUAGAGGAGGUGGCGACUGAAUAUGCCGCAUUCAAGUCCCACAUCUUCGACCUGUCCAGAGGCGAACUGAUGCGCGUAAAACUCCUAACUCUUACUCCCUCAUCCCACUUCAUCCUCAUCAACUACCACCAUAUCCUCAUGGACGGCGUCAGUCUCCAAGUCUUCAUGGCGGACCUGGAGAAGGCUUACAUCGGGAAGCCUCUGGGUGAUCCGCCCCGUCAAUUCCCGGAUUUCUCCGCUGCUCAAAGACUCGCCUAUGAGAACGGAGACUUGGACCAGGAACUCAAAUACUGGCGCGGAGUCUUCCCUGCGGGCGAGCAGCCACCGAUCCUGCCGUUGCUCCCCAUGGCAAAGGCGAGCUCCAGGGUGCCAAUGAAAGACUUUGACAUUCAUCAAGUCGGUACGCGGCUUCAGCCGGAUCUCGCAUCGCGAGUGAAGGCUGCCUCCAAGGCGCACCGGUCGACUCCAUUCAACUUCUACCUCGCUGCCAUGAAAGUGAUGCUGUUCAGCUUCACGGAUGCCCAGGACCUGACAAUCGGUAUUGCGGACGCCAACCGGAACGAAGAGAAUGUCAUGGGCAGCAUUGGCUUCUUCCUCAACCUUCUCACUGUGCGAUUCCGCCGCCAGACCGACCAAACUUUUGCGGAUGCGGUCUUGGAGGCCCGUUCCGCGAUCCACUCUGCUCUCGCCAACUCUCAUCUUCCUUUCGACGUGCUCCUCCAGGAGCUCAACGUCACUCGCUCUUCUUCCCACAGCCCCUUCUUCCAAGCUUUCUUCGACUACCGCCAGGGCGCUCAGGAAAAACAUCCUUUCGGGAACUGUCAAUUCGAAGUCAAAGAGAUGCAUCCUGGACGAACCGCUUACGAUAUCACUCUCGAUGUGACUGACAGCCCCACUGAUGCUGUCAUUAUGCUCCGUGUCCAGAAGAGCCUCUAUGACGAGGCUGCUGCCAAUCUGCUACUGGACACGUACAUCCACUUGCUCGAUACGCUUUCUUCCGACACUACUCUUACGCUUGAUGACACACCUCUUUUCGGAGCGACUCAGCUAAAGGGUGUUACAGAAGUCGGAGCCGGUACUCAUCUCGAAUCCGACUGGCCCGAGACACUCCCGCGCAGAAUCGACCAGAUAGCUGCAGAGAACGAAGACAAGCUCGCAUUAAUGGAUGGUCUAGGGAACUCGCUUUCUUACGCGGAUCUCAUCAAGCGCAUCGAAGCCAUCAGCGAGGCUCUCCAAGCUGUUGAUGUCGGGAAAGGUUCUCGCGCGCUCGUUUUCCAGGAGGCGGCUGCCGACUGGGUAUGCUCGAUGCUCGCUAUUAUGCGCCUUGGAGCUGUCUACGUUCCAAUGGAUAUCCGGAACCCUGUGCCUCGCCUCGCUGCCAUUGCCGCAGACUGCCAACCAAGAGCCGUCCUUGCAGACAACACCACCAUGGACAGCACCGAAGGACUGAGCGUUGACUAUGCCGCCAUCGUUAACGUUUCCACCGUCAAGAAGACGCCUUCAGGUCGUGUUCCCAAUCAGAGCCAGGGAGCCGAGCCAGCGGCCAUUCUGUACACCAGCGGUUCGACGGGCACACCCAAGGGCAUAAUGGUCACUCACUCCGGCCUGCGCAACGAGAUUGAAGGAUACACUAAGACGUGGAAGCUCGGGGCUGAGCAAACUCUGCAGCAAAGUGCUUUCACCUUCAACCACUCCUCGGACCAGAUCUACACCGGCCUCGUCAAUGGGGGUUCCGUCCACAUCGUUCCCAUGAGCAAGCGCGGCGAUCCCCUCUCCAUCACCGAAAUCAUCCGGCAGCGUGGCAUCACGUAUACCAAGGCCACACCUUCCGAAUACAUGCUCUGGAUGCAAUACGGCGGCGAUAAUCUUCGAGAUGCCUCCCAGUGGCGGUUCGCAUUCGGUGGAGGCGAGACCCUGACGAGGAAUCAUAUUCAGGAGUUUGCCAAACUGGAUCUUCCUCAGCUUCGCUUCUUCAACUCAUAUGGACCCACGGAGAUCUCCAUCUCGUCGCACAAGAUGGAGAUUGAUUAUCGUGACGAGAAUGUGGGCAAGGAAGGACGCAUUCCAUGCGGCUUCUCGCUUCCUAACUACACCACCUACAUCAUGGACGAGCAGCUGCGGCCAGUGCCCGUUGGCAUGCCCGGCGAGAUCUGUAUUGGCGGCGCUGGCGUUUCUCUUGGGUACCUUAACAACGAGGAACUCACGAGCAAGUCCUUCGUCGAAAACCCUGUGGCGUCUCCGGAAUAUGUCGCAAAAGGCUGGACCAGGCUUUACCGCACGAACGACAUUGGCCGCCUGGAGAAGGACGGAUCCAUGGUCUUCCACAAUCGGAUGGCUGGAGACACACAAGUCAAGGUCCGAGGCCUCCGCAUCGAAUUGGCCGACAUCGAAAGCAACAUCGUCGCUGCUGCUGAAGGGAAACUGAAGGAGGCCGUGGUGGUCCAACGUGGAGGCGACGCCGGACACUUGGUCGCCCAUGUUGUCCUCGCACCCACUUACGAUAUCCAGGACAUGGACUCUUUCCUGGAUCAAUUGCUCAUCCGCCUUCCGCUUCCCCAGUACAUGAUACCGAUUGCGGCCAUUGCGCACGAGAAGCUGCCUCUUACGAACCACUCCAAGGUCGACCGCGCCGCUUUGAAGGCCAUGCCGCUGCCUCAGAAGGCUGCCGCUGGGCGCGAUGAUUCCGAACUCUCCGAGACAAUGAUCACAUUGCGCGGUGUCUGGUAUGACGUCCUUGAGAUGGAGGACGGUGUUCGCCCUGAGGUGACAAGCUCGACGAACUUCUUCCACGUGGGUGGGAACUCGCUGCUGGUCCUCCGCCUGCAGGCCCGCAUUCGCCAGUUGUUCAAUGCCGCGAUCCCCCUCUACGAACUACUCGGCGCCAACACUCUGAGUCAGAUGGCACGCAAGAUCGAAGAGUGCACCAGCCUCGAGCCAAUCAACUGGGACGAGGAAACGCAGCCACCCACUGUCCCGGAGUUCCUCGCGACUAUUGAUACUCAACCACUCCCAGAGAAACCAAGCACGGUGCUCGUCACAGGCGCAACAGGCUUCCUCGGACAAUACCUCCUACCCAAACUCAUCGAGAAUCCCCAGAUCCGCAAAAUCCACUGCGUCGCCGUGCGCGACCGUCCCGCCGACGACCCCCGCCAGCUGCCCUCUUCACCGAAACUGGAGUCCCACAGUGGCGAUCUCUCCUCCCCUUUCCUAGGCCUCGACGAAGAUAAAUUCCGCCAUCUCGCCGAAGAAGUCGACGUGAUCCUCCACAUGGGCGCCGCGCGCUCCUUCUGGGACAAUUACCACGCGCUCCGCUCCUCCAACUUCGCAUCCACAAAGGAGUUGAUCAAGUUGGCUACCCCUCGCCGCAUCCCCAUCCACUACACAUCCACCGCGGGCGUCCUGUCUUCCGAGGAAACCGUUCACGGUGCGGCUUCUUCCAGCGCUAGAAACAACGUCCCGCCCACGGACGGUAGCAACGGGUACGUCGCCACGCGCUGGGCGAGCGAAUGUGUCCUGGAGCGCUCGACGGAGACCCUCGACAUCCCCACGUCGGUGUAUCGCUUCCUGCCCGCCUCGCGACCGCAGGACCCUCGGCACGUCAUGGAUGAAUUCGUCCGCUUCGUCGAUGUCCUGGGUACCAUGCCCGACUUUGAAGGGUGGGAGGGUCGCAUCGAUGUCGCUCCCGCCGAGGACGUCGCGGAGUGGCUGUGCGAAGCGGUGCUUGGUCGUCGUCUUCGACCGAAUGGCGCGCAGGGAGGCGGGACGCGGACGCUGUUUAAGCAUUUUGAGAGUUCUGUUGCGGUGCAUGUGAAGGGGUUGAGGGAGUAUCUUGAGGAGCGGAGAGGGGAUAGGGGGUUCGCGAGGGUGGAUGGGUUAAGGUGGAUUGGGAGGAUCAAGAGGGCUGGGUUUGGGUUUUUGUUUACGGCGCAGGAUGCCGUGGUUGGGAGGGGGGAGGGGGAGGGGGAGGUGUUUAGACUGCUGCGGUAGUGGAGGCUGUUUCUUUCUGGUUUUUCCAUUCUUCGUUUUCGUUUGUUGUGGUUUUUGAUGACUUCCAUGAUAGAUUUUCUGGUCAGUUUUUUCUCGUCAUAGAGGGAGGCGCGUUUUAUCGGUUACUUGUGUGGGUGGAUGUAUGAUAUAAGACUGACAUUGGGACGGAGUGGUUUUCCUUUUUUUCCUUUCCUUGCAGAACAGCGACGAGACGCGCAGAGGGGGCUCGCGACGCGCCGCUUUUGGCUGCACCCUUGAGUUGGUGGGUCGCGGCCUCUUGGUGUGUUCCUUGAGUAGAUUCCUGAAUCGAUUUUCGUCUUUCAAAUAUGCAAAUAGUGAGGGUGCACAGUGGGAAGUCGUGAAUAUUGAUCAGGAUAUGUUCUCCCUUGCGGCAUAAUAUCUAUCCCCACUUCAAUCUUAUAUGAGAAUCUAGCUU